AUGGCAGAUUUAUUGAAGGUAACGGAUAUAGUAGUCGGAAUAGCUUCUCAGUUGUCUACUAAGGACUAUUUGAGUUUUCGCCAGGUUAAUAAAGAAGUGUAUCACGAGCACCUCUCAGAAACCAACGAUGCUCGCAUUUGGUCGUCGAAACUCAAGGAGCUAGGCCUUCAUGAGACUGAGAAUGAGGAAAAAAACACUAUUGCUCAUCCCAAUGCAGCAAAUAUUUUUGGCGAAAUUACUACUUUCACAUUACAGUCCUCGAAGACUGUCUAUUCGCAGUACUACAAACAAUUUCAGAUUUUCGUUGAAAAGUUGUACCGCAGCGAGCUCAAUGGCUUUUUCCCUGCUCAGUACUCUGACCCAUUUUCGCAAGCAUGCAUUUUAAACAGUCUCGUCAAGUACAUUCCUGCAGAGACUAAGGACUUUUCUCAGUGCCGUAAAGCUGCUGAAAAUUUAGGCGUUCUUAAAGGCUUAUUCGUGAACACUGCAAUCAAGGAAAUGGAUCUGGCUUACGAGAGCGAAGAGUUCGACGCUGUGGCUGAUUUCGUCGUCGUUCUGUCAAAGUGCAAUGAGGAAAACGUAGCUGCCGACAUUUUUAAGUCCAGAAAUGAAUUCGCAACGGAAGUGGAGCUACCUAGUUCAGUUUUCGAUCUUACUUCCAAUGAGCUUGAUAUUCUACAAUUCCAGGUCACUUUGAGUCAAAUCAGCAAUUUCUUCAACUCCAAAAUAGAGCUCGCGGAUAGAAUCUUCGGUGAAAGCUAUCCGGUAACGCUUGGCUACAUCGAAAACAUUAUUGCCAACAAUCUGACAGAAUACUUUGGUUCGCAGCUCAACUCCUCCUUGGAUGGAUCUCUCGCUCCGAUCGAGUCAAUGCCCUUAAUAUACAAGUCCCUUCACAAAGAGGUGGUCGAAAAGUUGGUAUCAAGCCGAAACGUUGGUCCUCGUCUUAAAGACAUGUUUACUGAACUUUUCGAUCUCUAUUUGGAGCCUAAAAUUUUAAGUUACCUUGAUAUCUGCGUGCAGAAGUUUGGUAUUAAAGUUGAACAAAUGUUCUCUAACUUCCAAAAAGAGAAUUCCUUGAAAGAACAGCAGCAAAAUGCACAAAUUUACAAGUCUCUGAGGGAUAAAACAUCAAAUCAGCAAUUAAUUGACGAAAAGAACAAAUUUCUCACCUCCUUUACCAAGAUCUUCAAAAUUUCCAAUAAUGCCAAAACUGAAGAGGAGGAGCAAUUGCAGAUGGCUUACAAUUUGAAUGUGAUGAAUCUGAGUCUAAAUAACAUCCAAGUUCUCGUAAGCUUAGAACUUUGCUACAAGGUCGUGCAAUCGUGCAAAAACUGUAUCGAAGACAUGCGAACUUUCUUACGCAUUAGAAACAUUGAGGGGGUUGUGAAAGUAAAGUGUCAAGAGAUUUUUAAAAUUCUCAUAGCCUGCUUGUCUAAGGACCAUUUCAAACCUGGUUUUGAUAAAGCUAUAGCAGUGCUUGAACAAUACGACCCAAACAAAAUGAAAACGCUACAAGUUGAGCUUGAAUCUAUGGACUCGCAGGUUGAGCCUUUGAUAAAGUUUACGGAACUCAUCAAUACAGGUGAUAUUGUUUUGCAGAUGAUAUCCAUUUUUUACAAAAAUGAGCUGGUCCAGAUGAAUAUUGUUGAUAAGAACCAGGACUUUUUAAAUGACGUUGUCCAAGCUGAGAAGAAUUUUGAGACAAUGGUUGAUGACUAUGUGGCAAAUGGCCUAAAUGUGGGAAUAAAUAAACUAAUGGACGAGGUUCUGUUUGUUUUUGGUACCUUGCAACUCCCAGAUGAUUUCAAUCCUGAUCCGAAAACACUUGCGGGAAAAGAGAUCAAGCCGUCUAAAGCGGCUGUCAAAAAUGUUCAGCUUCUUUCAAAUCAUUGUUUUCUUCUAACAGGAGCUACUGACAAAGGAACAAUUGAUAUAUAUCAGCAAGAGAUCGGUGAACGGUUCUUUAAUGAGAUUGUCAAGAACAUCAAGAAAAACUUGAUUUCCAGUGACGGAGCUAUUUUCCUCAUCUGCGAUCUCAAUUACUACUAUGAUUUCAUUGCAAACACUUUGAAGCAGAAAAAUAUAACACCUUUCUUUGCUGGUUUGAAAACUGUCGGCCAACUGUAUCUGGUAUCUGGUUCCGACUCAAAAGAGCUCGGCAAGAUGAUUUGCGACCUUGGCAGGUUCCAAGGCGUUUUCCGGCAGGAGGAGAUAUACGAGCUUGUUCAACGCAGGACAGACUGGGUGAAGGUUCGGAGAGAUGUCGAAAAAGUGAUGUACGGCUUAGGAGUCAGCGAUUGUACUAUUAUGUAA
Molecule: messenger RNA, 2316 nt
Organism: Lachancea meyersii CBS 8951
Lineage: Eukaryota; Fungi; Ascomycota; Saccharomycetes; Saccharomycetales; Saccharomycetaceae
Source: the annotation of a GenBank genome assembly